This is a messenger RNA of Lingula anatina, 1341 nucleotides long. RefSeq names its product DCC-interacting protein 13-alpha. Gene Ontology annotation, biological process: signaling. The record is from RefSeq and is a predicted model, not a curated record. NCBI's taxonomy places the organism in Eukaryota, Metazoa, Brachiopoda, Lingulata, Lingulida, Lingulidae. Gene Ontology annotation, molecular function: protein binding. Gene Ontology annotation, cellular component: cytoplasm; endosome membrane.
AUGAGGAAAAAUGCCACAUUCAGCAAGUAUCCAACAGACUUACAGCAAAUUCUAUCAGAAGUAGAUCAGAUGCCAACUGCAUACAAUAUCAACAAAAGUGAAGACAAGCUGACUAUCACAAUUGUCUGGAAAAAUGACCCAAGAGACCAGCAAUUGCAGAAUGUCAAUACAGUUCCCCAAAUCUGCAGCAUCAAAAAGAAGAAGUCACCAUCACGCCUGAGAAGAGAUCAAGAAAGAAUGAAGAAAUGGCAGAGCAAAAAGAAGACUAGUCAUCAGAAACAGGCAGUCCAAGCUAAUACAUGUGAGUUACAAAUGGGUUGCAAUGCCUUGAUAGAUAAUGCACCAGAGAGCGUGCAAGCACCAGAAGACGUGCCAGAAGAAACACUAUUUCCUUUUCAUGAGUGUGACUCUGUAACUGAUGAACUAGACGCUUCAGCUGCUGUAAAGACAGAAUUGAAGAAUCUCAGAGCAAAAUUAAAGGAACUAGAAAUUGUAAGAAAAGAGCUUGAUGCGACAAAGGAACAAGUAAGCAAAUCAAACAACAUUAGAAAAGAACUAGAUGAAAAAAAUGCUGAAAUAAGAAGAAAUUCUGAGACUAUUAAAGGUUUAAAGGCCACUUUGAACCUCCUUUUCCAGACAGCACUUCACUACUUCACAGCACUAAAUGCAGUACAAUACAAGAGGAAGACUGCACUAUUGGAUCCUUUUCUUGGGAUGCUGCAUGCUUAUAGAGCAUUCUUUCACAUGGGGCAGGAUAGGUUCAGUAAAGAGGACAUCGAUGAUUUUGUAUCGAAUAUUUCUGCUAGUGUACAAGGAGUUCAUAAAGAAUUAGCCCUAGAAACCCAGAAGACUAUAGAACAGAUGGACAAGCUGGAGAUAGAGACUAGUCCUCGUUACCAUGUGGAGGUUCCUGCUGGUGAAGACUCCAGACCUGUGAACACAAUGCUGGGCCAGAAGUCUGGCUAUCUCUGCCUGAGGAGUAAGCAGAAUAUGUUGGCUUCUUCCAAAUGGGAUGCACAUUAUUUUUUCACACAAGGAGGUAAUUUGAUGUCCCAAAAUAGAAAUGAGCUUGCAGGCAGUCUGGUGUGUGACUUAAAUGAGGAGGGACUACAUGUGGAGUCUACUGAAUCUGAUGACAGAAGAUAUGUGUUUCAAGUUGUAGCACCAGCUAGCAAAAAGACAAUAAUUCUUCAAGCAGAGAAUGAAGUGGAAAAAGAAGAGUGGAUACAGACCAUAAAGAAUAUUGCUAAGGAAGGUGGAUAUGUGAAAGAAAGGGAUCCUUCUGAAACCAAUAAAAAGGUAGGCAAGACAGUUCAAGUAUGUACUAUAUCCCCUUUUUAA